This is a messenger RNA of Lepisosteus oculatus (spotted gar), 5264 nucleotides long. Its product is annotated as relaxin family peptide receptor 2. Gene Ontology annotation, biological process: adenylate cyclase-activating G protein-coupled receptor signaling pathway; hormone-mediated signaling pathway; activation of adenylate cyclase activity. The record is from RefSeq and is a predicted model, not a curated record. Gene Ontology annotation, molecular function: protein binding; G protein-coupled peptide receptor activity. Gene Ontology annotation, cellular component: plasma membrane. Lineage: Eukaryota; Metazoa; Chordata; Actinopteri; Semionotiformes; Lepisosteidae.
ACACUGUCUCUUAUUUUAAGAAAACAACGACCUCUAGCUACCUGUAUUCAGGUUCUUCACAAUAGCGGGUGAACGGCGGUGACAAAAUCACUAAUACUGUACAUAAGACCAAACCGCGGUGUGCUUUGCCUUUCAUUGGAGGAGCUCCGGUGGAUAACUUAAGUUUUCCUCUUGUUUACUACGACUCUUGGCCUUUUGUGGCUGACGCAGUAAAGAAUUAGUCAGAUGACUUCGCGUGUGUAAGAUUUUUUCGGCUUUUUUUGUGUAAUUCCCCGUUUUAAUUUUAGGUGAAACUGAAAAGUGUGCGCUGUGUGGCCGUUCCCAGCAAUGGGUAGCGCAUUCACUCUGUCGUACAGCAAUUAGAAGAUGAAGAAACGGACAAUGGGACGCACUACAUUCGGACUGUUACACUCCAGCUUGGACCCACCUGCGAUUCUGGUGUUUCAUCACUUGAUUUUUGCCUUGAUCAAAGCUACAAUGGUGGCAAGCAGCCCAGUCAUUGCUGACUGUCCCAUUGGCCAUUUUCCCUGUGGAAAUCUAACAGAUUGUUUGCCUCAGAAGUUGCACUGCAAUGGCAUUAAAGAGUGUGAAAAUGGUGCCGAUGAAGAGAACUGUGGAGAUAACAGUGGGUGGGCUGACCUUUUUGACCGUACUGUCGGAACGUUACAUCAGCAAAGCCAACCCAAGCACUGCUUUCUACAAGAAUAUCCUGAUUGCUGUGAAUGCAUAGAAACAGAGGUGAAAUGCGUGCAAGAAAAUUUAAAUUCUGUGCCACUGGUUUCAACAAAUGUGACUGUUCUGUCCCUCAAUGGCAAUGAAAUAGAAAAGCUUCCUGAAGAUGUUUUUUCAAAGUACUCAGAGCUACAGAAACUAUUCCUUCAAAAUAACUGCAUCAGAUCAGUAUCAAGCAGAGCAUUUAGUGGGCUGUAUAAGCUUCGAAAACUGUCUCUCAGUCAAAACUGCAUCACAUUAUUGAAGCCUGGAGUUUUCAGUGAUCUGCCUAAAUUACAAUGGCUAAUCCUUGAUGAUAAUCCAAUAAAGAGCAUUAGUCAGCAAACAUUUGCUGGGUUAAAGUCCUUAUUUUUCUUGUCCAUGGUAAAUAACUCACUGGAGCAGCUUCCCAAAGCAAAACUGUGCUCAGAGAUGAUGCUUCUUAACUGGCUGGACUUUUCGGGGAACAAUGUCAAAACGAUCAAUUUUUCCACGCUCAUGAUGUGCAAUGAACUUACUGUUUUAUCACUACAUGGCAAUAAAAUAGAAUUUCUUCAAGAAAAUACAUUCCAGCCACUCAGAAGACUCGAAGAACUAGAUAUAUCAAGCAAUAGGAUUACAGAACUACCAUACAAUAUCUAUAAGGACUUAAAAUCCCUACAGAAACUAAAUAUGUCACAUAAUCCACUCAGUCACAUACAUCUUGGUCAGUUUGAUCAUCUUUACCAGCUCAAAUCCUUAGUAAUGGAGGGCAUAGAAAUCCCAAACAUACACAGCAGAAUGUUCCAGCCCAUGAGGAACCUAUCUCACAUAUAUUUUAAAGAGUUUCAGUACUGCUCCAGAGCCCCUCAUGUACGGAUGUGCAAGCCGAAUUCUGAUGGGAUUUCUUCCUUUGAGGACCUUCUAGCAAAUAUUAUCCUCAGAGUUUCUGUCUGGGUCAUCGCUUUCAUCACCUGCUUUGGCAAUGUCUUUGUCAUCUGCAUGAGGACCCUGAUAAGAGCUGAGAACAACCUCCACGCCAUGUGCAUUAAGGUUUUGUGCUGUGCUGACUGCUUGAUGGGAGUAUAUCUAUUCUUUGUUGGGGUAUUCGACCUGAAAUUCAGGGGAGAGUACAAUCGAAAUGCUGAGCAGUGGAUGGAAAGCCUUGAGUGCCGCACAAUAGGAUUUUUGGCUAUGCUCUCCUCUGAGGUGUCUGUGAUGCUCCUAACGUACCUGACGCUGGAGAAGUACUUAGUCAUUGUCUUCCCUUUCAACAACACUCGCCCGGGAAAAUGCCAGACUCUGAUCAUGCUGGCAUCCAUAUGGCUCAUUGGGUUUUUCAUUGCUGCAGUCCCUCUGCUGAAUGAGGAUCUGUUUGGCAACUAUUAUGGUCGGAAUGGGGUCUGUUUCCCUCUUCAUUUAGACAGUCUGGAAAAGCCUACAGCCAAAGGGUAUUCUACAGGAAUAUUCCUGGGGCUCAACCUGGUUGCCUUCCUCAUCAUAGUCUUCUCCUACACAAGCAUGUUCUACUCCAUCUACACGACGGGCCUGAACACCACAGACACACGGAGUCGCCUCCACAAGGACGUAGCGGUUGCCAACAGAUUUUUUUUCAUUGUGUUCUCUGACGCCCUCUGUUGGAUUCCUAUUUUCCUAGUGAAACUCCUGUCUCUGUUGAAGGUGGAGAUUCCAGGAACCAUAACCUCGUGGGUGGUGAUAUUCAUUCUGCCCAUCAACAGCGCCCUGAAUCCCAUCCUCUACACACUCACCACCAGCUUCUUCAGAGAGCAAGUGGAAGUGUUGCUCUGCAGGUGGCAGAGAAAUGCUGAACACAAAAAGGACAGGAAGAGCCUGACCACCUCUGUCAUAUACAUGGAUCCCUGCAAACAACCCUACUACCACCAAGGACUCCUACAGCAGAUCUCUAUUGGGGAGAUGAAUGCCAAGUAUGGAUUAUGAGUAAGGAGUAUUAUCAUAGUCCUUAAGAAUGAACCAACAAUAUUGUUUUCCAAGGAUUACUUUUCCUUGCAUGCCUGCAGAAUUAUACAGACAGCAGGCUCACUUUUCAACUGGCACCCCUGACACUCUCUGUGUGAAUUUCAUCGAUGAUGAAGACCUUUCCCAUUAUAAUUUGAUACCGUCCACUCCAGGCAGACAUUAACCGAGUGCCGAAAAUGUAUAUAAUUGUGGAGAGGAGGUGCAUUUCAUUGUUUCAUUUUCAGUGCUUCUGAGACUCAACAACAGACUAAUGACUGUAUUGUUUACAAGCAAGGUUUUGUAUGAAUUGUUGUUUUUUUUAAAAAAGGCAGGGGGUGUCCCCUUGAAGGAAAAUCUUGAGCAUUCUCCACAUGUGAGGGACUCUCAUCUAAAAACCAAAACUUGUUCUAUUUCAGAUUGUGUACAGUCUGAAAACGUUUUACAUUUUAGAAUGUGUACAGUAUCUAGACGAAUGUACAGUAAAUAAAAGACAAAGUGCUUCAUUUGUACAAGCAAACAUGUCGUGUGACUCAAACUAUGGUUUUGAAAGCCCAACAAUUGCCUGAGAUGGAUAUACUUGUCAUCUUUACAAGUGUGAAUUAUUUAGGCUCCAGGUUGUUUCUGUUUGUUUUUUUAAAUGAAUUAUAAAUUCUUUGCCUAUUUUGCAGUUUGUUGGAAUCCUUUACCUGUGGAAUUCCUAAUAACUUAGGUCAUGCCAAUCCACCAGCACUGAAAAAAUCUCCCAAAAUAUUUGCUUUUCCAUGAAAAUAGUAUUUUCCCAAUGCAGUUUUUUUGUGUGUGUUUUCUUGUUUACAUUGUUCUUUUAUUUUGAUUAAUGGUUCGCAGUUCUCUUUUUUCAAGGCUUUUACAAUGGAGAUUUACCUACAGGUAACCUGCUUUAUAAAAUGAUUGACAAAAAAUAAGAAUUAAUAGUGACCUGUUUUUGUUGUGAUUGGGUUUCAAAAAUGCAGCCAACAGCUCAGGAGUUUUAGAGAAACCCCAAUCAAUGUACAGUACCUAACUGAGAGAAAAAGAAAAAAAGGCAUUUGCGGAUGUAUUUGUGCUUUAACCUUGAGUCUUGGCUUGAAGGAUGAUAGUCCCAAACUCCCUAGAAAAUAGGCAAAGUAUCGCAGCCUUCAUUGGGUUGGUGGAGGUGUGUCUGUGCAUGGAAUGCUGGGAUGGAAGGUCCCAUACUUAUUUGAGGCCCCCUAGCGAACCAGUGAUUGGAUCUAGCUGGGAUCUGUCUCUUUCCUAAAGUUUCAUUAUAAACCCCUUUUCUCUGUCCAUAGUGAAAGACUGUUGGUAUAAUGCAUUUUAAUCCAUUGAAGGAGUUCCUGAGGAAAUGCUUUCAGUACCCUCUUCCACCUCUUCUGUUUACAUAUUGUUUCUCAAAACCCAGUGCAGAUUAUAGUCUAAUAUAUUUUGCACCUAUGUAAUUUAAUGUUACGGAACUUUUUUUGUAUGUGAACAAUUUUUAUCAUACAAAAUGUUCUUUCUAUAUCAUUAAUUAUCUAAUGGAAAAUCAGGCAGUUUUUAAGAGUUAGAGAGAUUAACAAUUUACAAUAAACUGAAACAGAAAUCUCCAAACCUGAAUUUACAGUGUUCUCAGAAUAAAUGAUAAAAUUGACCUAUAUGCAGUUCCCUCCUUAGAGCUCCUGGUACCUCAGAUUCCAGAAAGAACACUUGUAUUCCUAAGAGUCAAUAUAUUUUUAAAAUAUUAUUUGAUGUAAUCUACUGUGUAAUUACAGUAUUCUGCAACCCUUUAUUUUCUUUUCCCAUUUUGUCAUUGUUUUCUAUUAGUUCAUACUAUUUUUAGAAAGCAGGAGACUUCUACAAACCCUCACUGAAACACCUAUAUGAACAUUGAAAGCUAAAUAACUAAAUGUAAAAUAACAUUGUGAAAAAUAUCAUAAUAAAAAUUGAACACUAGCCUUCUUGUUAAGACCUUCAUAGAAAAUACAUAAAACUAAUCUCUAAAUGAUUGUAUUUUAUUGCAUUAUUUCACCCGCACUACAAAGUGACAAUCUUUCACUGCUUAAAUAAUAUAUAUUUCAUCUAUAAUUUACUAUUGAUUCACAUUGAUCUGGCUAUUGAUUAACUAAAUCAAUUGUUGAGCCUGUAAAAAAGCACAUGAAAAUGUUGAACAUUGUCUCAUGAAAGAGAACACACCGUGUCUUGAAUUUCUUCUUAAGGUCAAAACUGAGACUUUUCUAUGUGCCCUAAAGUGCUUUUUGGUAACAGUUCGUUCUAAUAUGAGGGUCUGCCAUCAAGCACAAGCUGCAUAUCAUCUGAAGAACCCCUCUCUAAGAAAGUGUUGAUUUGUAAGGAAUAAGUGAUAUCUGUGAAAUAUGACUAUGAGCUUUUUUUAUUUCCUCUGAACCAGGUUCUCUUGAAUAAUGUGACAGCAGUUGCUGGCAAAGGAAAUCUCAGAAAAAAUCCAGAAUGAAGUAGAAAAUCUUCAGUUCCCUUGAAGAAGCACAAUUACAGCAUUCCUCACACAAAUCUCUUUCUGACACUUUUGAUUAUUAAGCAAAUUAUUCCAGGACCAGAGUUACAGAUCUGAGGCACUAUCUGCGUGGAGUUUGUAUGUUCUUCCA